GGCGGAGGAGGCAAGAGCCAGCGCGAGGGGAGGGGAAAGAGGCAGCGGGGCGAGCAGCCGGCGGUCGGGCGGCAGCGGCAUGCCCCUCGGUCCGCGCGGGCAGCCUCUUAGCGCGGCGGGGGCGGCUCCAGACGCGCCUGAAACGCAGCGCGCUCAGUCUCGGUCCCGGACCCCUCGGCCCACCUUCCCUGACCACCAUUGAGCCCAGCAGCGGCUGCUCCAGGGCUCCUCUCCGAAAAGCGGCGGCGCCUCGCCGGACAGGGUCCUUGCCUUUCCCGGGGCGCAGGGCCAUGAGCCCUGCAGCCACCUGAAGCACAGGGGGCGCUGCGCGGACCGUGCCCCCGAAGUUCUGCGCCCUUAUCUCUGUACUGCAGGGCGCCGGCGUCCAGCCCCGGCAGAGGCGUCUUCGGAAGAGCGGCCGGGUGGGGCAAUGGAACCCGCGGGCCAGGCCCGGGAGGCCGCCACAAAGCUGUCGGAGGUGGUGGGUGCGGCGUUCCAGGAGCCCCGGCGGCAGCGGCGCCUGGUGCUGGUCAUCGUGUGCGUGGCGCUGUUCCUGGACAACAUGCUGUACAUGGUCAUCGUGCCCAUCGUACCCGACUACAUUGCCCACAUGCGCGGGGGCAGCGAGAACCCCACUCCGGCCCCCGAAGUGUGGGUGCCCACCCUGCUGCCGCCCACUCCAGCCAAUGCCAGUGCCAACAUGGUAAACAGCUCAGAGUCCCCGACGGCCGCUUGGCCGGCCGGGUCUGCCCUGCGGCCCCGCUACCCCACGGAGAGCGAGGACGUGAAGAUUGGGGUGUUGUUUGCCUCCAAGGCCAUCCUGCAGCUGUUGGUGAACCCCUUGAGCGGGCCCUUCAUCGACCGCAUGAGCUACGACGUGCCGCUGCUCAUUGGCCUGGGUGUCAUGUUCGCCUCCACUGUGCUGUUUGCCUUCGCGGAAGACUAUGCCAUGCUCUUCACUGCGCGCAGCCUGCAAGGCCUGGGCUCGGCCUUCGCGGAUACGUCUGGCAUUGCCAUGAUCGCCGAUAAGUAUCCUGAGGAGCCCGAGCGCAGUCGCGCGCUGGGCGUGGCGCUGGCCUUCAUCAGCUUAGGAAGUCUAGUGGCACCGCCCUUCGGGGGCAUCCUCUAUGAGUUCGCGGGCAAGCGCGUGCCCUUUCUGGUGCUCGCUGCUGUGUCACUUCUCGACGCGAUGUUGCUGCUGGCGGUGGCCAAGCCCUUUUCCGCUGCGGCGCGGGCACGGGCCAACCUGCCAGUGGGCACGCCCAUCCACCGCCUCAUGCUGGACCCCUACAUAGCCGUGGUGGCCGGCGCUCUCACUACUUGCAACAUCCCCCUCGCCUUCCUCGAACCCACCAUCGCCACGUGGAUGAAGCACACGAUGGCGGCGUCCGAGUGGGAGAUGGGCAUGGUCUGGCUGCCGGCCUUCGUGCCGCACGUGCUAGGCGUCUACCUCACCGUGCGCCUGGCAGCGCGCUACCCACACCUGCAGUGGCUCUACGGAGCUCUCGGGCUGGCAGUGAUCGGCGCCAGCUCGUGCGUGGUGCCCGCCUGCCGCUCCUUCGCACCACUAGUGGUCUCGCUCUGCGGCCUCUGCUUCGGCAUUGCGUUGGUCGACACGGCUCUGCUGCCCACCCUCGCCUUUCUCGUGGACGUGCGCCACGUCUCGGUCUACGGUAGCGUCUAUGCCAUCGCCGACAUCUCCUAUUCCGUGGCCUAUGCGCUCGGGCCCAUAGUGGCGGGCCACAUCGUGCACUCGCUGGGCUUUACGCAGCUUAGCCUUGGCAUGGGCCUGGUCAACCUGCUCUAUGCCCCUGUCUUGCUGCUACUGCGUAACGUGGGUCUCCUGACGCGCUCCCGCUCCGAGCGCGACGUGCUGCUUGAAGAGCCACCGCAGGGUCUGUACGAUGCCGUGCGCCUGCGUGAGCGCCCUGUAUCUGACCCUGACGGCGCAUCUCGCACCCCACCCGGCCCGUUUGACGAAUGCGAGGACGACUACAACGACUACUACACGCGCAGCUAGCGGCCCCGCUCCUCUUCCAGGCCACCUACGCUUCGGGUCACAGUGCCUGUUCUGUGGGCGCACUAGCCAGCUCAGGCUCAGGGCCCGCCCCUCUCCCCCCUGCGAUUAUCCAAGCGCAAGCCCCUGUCUUGACUCCCCCUACCCGGGUCCCCUUUCCAUGACCCUUUCUGUGUCCCUCCCCCUCUCGUGCAGUGGGGCGAGGAGCCCCGAGGCACGCGAAGCGAUGCUCUCCUGGCACGGAAGAAGAGGAGCUCCGGCCUCCCCCUGGGGGCCACCAUGUGUAGAGCUGUGCGUCUGUCUGUUCCCCCUUCUCUUUCUCUCAAUGCCAACAUGGCCUGCUGCACAGCAGUGUCUCCAGUCCGAAUCAAUAAAUCAUAUCUG
Messenger RNA from Rhinolophus ferrumequinum (greater horseshoe bat), 2401 nucleotides. It is a transcript of the gene SLC18A3, whose product is annotated as solute carrier family 18 member A3. The transcript has a single exon. Gene Ontology annotation, biological process: transmembrane transport; chemical synaptic transmission. The coding region runs from base 431 to 2020 and encodes 529 amino acids. The record is from RefSeq and is a predicted model, not a curated record. Gene Ontology annotation, cellular component: terminal bouton; AP-1 adaptor complex; AP-2 adaptor complex. NCBI's taxonomy places the organism in Eukaryota, Metazoa, Chordata, Mammalia, Chiroptera, Rhinolophidae. Gene Ontology annotation, molecular function: acetylcholine transmembrane transporter activity.